Molecule: messenger RNA, 2746 nt
Organism: Solea solea (common sole)
Lineage: Eukaryota; Metazoa; Chordata; Actinopteri; Pleuronectiformes; Soleidae
Gene: abhd15a
Product: abhydrolase domain containing 15a
Exons: 3
Coding region: 416-1978 (520 amino acids)
Molecular function (GO): short-chain carboxylesterase activity; monoacylglycerol lipase activity
Source: RefSeq, a predicted model, not a curated record
UCCAUCUAUAGCUGCUGCUUCUCUCUCUCUCACACACACACACACACAUCACUUUUGGCCCCGCGGAGCAGUGAUUGAGCACCGGUUGAGCGCAGUCGUCAACCCGGUCACUGGAAAAAAAAGAAAAAAAAAGCUAAAUUGCCCUUCUUUUUUUUUUAAGAAAUGGAAACAUGACGUCGGUGUUUUGGUGAAACGGAAACGCUGCGGUCGCGUUAUUCACUGAGACCGACGAGGACCGCGCGUCUUUUGGCACCGGAGGUGUCGAGCGCUAAAACUUGCUGAGCCGAGAGCUGAGGAAAUCCACCGAGACACCAACUAACACGCUGCAGGACUCAGCGUGUCUCCGUUCACUGUUUUAAUGUAAGUUUUGGGGAGUGCGCCUACGUGCUUAUUUUGCGCCUUUUCAACUGCACCAAUGCUGGGAUGGCUCGUGGCUCUGUGCGUUGUGAUCCUGGCGGUGCUGAUCUGGCCGGGCAAGUGUUUUGGCACCGAGGGUUCACCUGCUGUGCUUCGGAGACUCGGGAUUCCACAGCAGGCGGCGAAGGGGAAGAGGUGCGUCUCAUCGGACCGAGAGCUGAGCGACGGUGUCCAUCGUCACGCGGCCUGUGUGGGCGCUGUGAGCGGCGAGGAAACGCACACCGUGGCGCUCAUCUGCAAACCGUCCGCGCUGGCCAACUAUCUGUUCAAACACUGCAGGACUUUCGGUAAUUACUCGCCGUGUGGCGGCUGGACGUGGCGCGCCAGCGCCUUUCUCCAGAGUGUGUACCAGGCGUGCUGGCCGUACGACAGUCCGAUCCAGUUUGUGCGGGACAACCUGCAGCUGAGCGACGACGGACUGGUGGCCUUGGACUGGGCAGUGCCAUCCUACCAGAGACGGCGCAGGACCUCCAGUCACUCCACGAGUCCCAUUCUUCUCAUCAUCCCAAACUCAUUUGGGAAAAUCACGAGGAAUGUUUUACAGUUGUGUGAGACAGCCCUGUCCCACGGCUACCUGCCGGCCGUCUUCAACCGCCGCAGUCACAACAACACCCCGCUCACCACUGUCAAACUGCAGCAGUUCGGGGACCCCGCGGAUCUGCGCGAGGCCGUGCGCUACAUUCGCCACAGGCAACCCGCGGGGAGACUGUACGCAGUGAGCGAGAGCACGGGGUCCGGCCUUCUCCUGUCUUACCUCGGGGAGUGCGGCUCGUCGAGUUACGUGACGGCGGCUGUGUGCCUGUCUCCCGUGUUCCGCUGCCAGAGCUGGUUUGAGACUGGCUUGUGCUGGCCCCUUCAGUGGGCCUUAGUGCUCUACCAGAAGAUGUGUCUCAGCAGGUACAGGACGGUGCUGGCUGAGACCUUACAGGCUGAUGCUGCGUUUUCUAGUUGUUCCUUGCAUGGCCUGGAGGAGGCGCUGUUCUGUCAGACUGGACAUGCGGGCGCUGCACCAGCAGUGGCAACAGGGACCAGCAGCAGCAGCAGCAACACCUCAGCUACCUGGGAUGCUUAUUGGGAACGCAAUGAACCCUUGAGGGACGUGGACGAGGUGGCAAUUCCUGUCCUGAGUGUUUGCGCUCAGGACGACCCGAUCCGCGGUGACACUCAGUCCACCAUUCCCCUGGAACUCUUCGAGACCAACCCACAUUUUUUUCUCCUCCUGACUGACCGUGGAGGUCACUGUGGUUUCUCCACCCAGUCUGAGCAGAGUGCUGCCGGUGCACCCGGCGCCGCUGCUUCUGCAGCACUGCCGUACAGUGCGACGGGGCACUGCGCGACCAACUGGAGUCACAGAGCUGUGCUGGAAUUCUUCAGGGCGACCACAGACUUCUUCGCUGCCGAGGAGAGAGCAAAGCAGCUCGCCGCCAGGAGGAGGGGGCUGGGAGGAGGUGCGGGGGGCCGGUUUUUCCGACACCGCAGUGUUAGCACAUGUAAAAGAGUGCCGGCAUGUUCCCAUAAUAUCCAUGCCAUUUAUAACUGGCAGCGGUCCUACACGCGAUAAGGGAGCUUAAUGGAAGUAAAUGGACUGACGGACAAGGAUAUCAGUCACGCAGGUCGUUCUCCGCCUGUGUGACACACAAGUACAAAGUCUUACGAUAACCGCGAGUAGAAAAGGGAUAUUGUAAAAAAUACGGGGAUGAUUAAGUGCUUUUAAGUGAGCCAUAAAACACAAGGACUGAAACAACACUUUUCUAGUCCUUCGUGACCUCACGAAGCUCUUUGACACUACAGUUUUGCCAUUGACACCGGUCACUCACACAUUCAUAUUUUCUGUCCCACAUCUUUCACACCCAUUAACGAGCAACGUGAGAUUAAGUGUCUGAGCUGGGACUUGUACCCACAACGGUCCAGUGGAAAGACGACUCACUCCAUCACUGAACCACCGUCGCCCCCAGAUUCCAUCACAGGUUGGAACUUUUUUGGACGUUUAGUGUAGUAUCUGACUGUUCUUCUUUUCUCUUUAAAAGCACUGAAAGCUGGUUUAGAAAGGAAUAAGUCAAAUCCAUUGAAACAUUUCAAAUUUAUUUGAGCUUAAUGUCAAAUGAGCUUUACUAUCUCUUAAAGGUAGGGCUGGAGAUCCUGGAGAAACUGUUAGAGCAGGAUACAUUUUGAAUUCAGACUUCUCUCCGAAGCUGUGUCUCCAGAGCAAAGGAUCCACGAGCGCUGCGCAGCAUCGGUGACUUUUCUCUGUGACGCAAAUCUUUUUGGAUACUUUUGGAUUGAAAAGGUAAUGAUGAAAAAAAAAAAAAAACAACAACAAAUAACAAAG